AAUUAUUCUGCCUUUUUGAUAAGAAACUGUUUUGCAAGAAUGUUGUAUAAAUGGAUGAAGCCCAAAUGCUACACAUCUCUACAAGAAGAAUCUGAUAAUUGAAUGUGCAAAGUGAGGAUUUGGUGCUUUUUUGUGCAACGUCAUUACAUGUGAGGUUAGGGAGGAAGACCUGUGGGAGGACAGGAGGAAGAUAUAUAUGGAGGCUUCAGACCAUCUGAAGCUUUAGUCACCAUGAGGACGUCUCAGAAACGCCAAGUGUCCAUCCUUCUUCCUAACAAGCAGCACCUGGACUGUAAUGUCAGGGUGAGAGCCAGAGGCCAGGAGGUGUUGAACAGAGUGUUGAAGCAGCUGGGCGUCAGUGAGCUCCAGGUCCUUGGUCUGGCUGUUCUCAAAGAUAAUGAAUACCUCUUUGUUGAUUUGGAGCAAAAGCUUAGCAAAUACUUUGGCAAAACAUGGAAGAGAGGAUCCUUAAUGGUCCCAUUCAUCUUGUUUCUGAGGGUGCAUUAUUAUGUAGAGAGUGGGCUGCUGAUAAUGAGCAGCAAGGUGCAGCAGCUGUACUACGCUGAGCUGAGGCAAAAGGUGCUGCUUUCAAAGAGCCGCCACCAGGAAGCUGUGUUCUUCCAGCUGGCAGCGUCUGCACUGCAGGCUGAGGUCGGAGAUCUGGAGGAGAGGGAAGAGGAGGAGGAUGAAGAGGAGAACAGAAAACACAGACUUUACUUUCUUCCUGAGGAUUACUUUCCCUCAUGGCUGAUAAAGCGUCGUGGGCGGGACUUCCUGCUCCAGCACUGCCCGGGGUUACACGCUGAGCUGAGAGGUGUGACACGAGGCCAAGCCAUCCUGCAGUUUAUAAAAGAGGCCGGGUACCUGCAGGAUGGAGCAGUCACCUUCUACAGGAUGAGACAGGAGAAAAAGGAGCUGAGAAGUUUAAUCCUUCUUGGUGUUGCAUCGAAAGGAGUGCAUAUUUAUCAGGAGGUGGAAGGGAAGCUGUGCCUGUUGUAUGAUUUGACCUGGACCCACGUUGACCGCCUUACUUUCCAGGGCAGCAGGUUUGAGAUCUCUGCAGUGGGCUCUCUGUGCCUCCCUCAGCUGGUGUUUUACACGGCUUCAGCCUGCCACUCCAAACACAUCCUGACACACCUCAGAGACAGCCACCGGCUCCACAUCAACACCAGAGCUGCAGUCUGCUGCAUCAAACAGCUGGAGGACAUGCAGGCAAGUCACUUGUACAAAGAGGCCUACAUCUGUGACACAACACGUUUAGCACAAAGACUUCAGACCAACAGCCUCUCAUCAUCCAUGUCCGACUGCAGUGUGGCAAUCCAAACAACCACAGCCUGGUCCAAAGAGGAGGAGUGUGAGGAAGAACAAGUCAGAGAGUUUGAGCUGUGUGUGGACGAACCAGAGGAGAUAUUUGUCGAUGAGGUGUUGUGGACGGCUGAGCUGUCAGUCGAUGAACCUCUGAUUUUCCCCUCUUUUUAUUGGACAGCUGUUGCCAUGGAAAUGAAACAGGUGAGCUGGUCUUUCUGGUUACAAAUUUCAAGCAAAACCCAACAUCAAUAAUGUCAGUGUUUCCUCUCAUGUCUAUGCAGGUUCUGAGGAGGAGAACCGAUGAAGGGGUUUCUGUGGACUAAUAUACUGCCAGAGGCAAGAGGGGUUCAUUGCAAGCUGAGAACAAGACUACUAAUAUUACUGCAUGCUCACAUGAUGUUGUUGUUAGCAAUUCAAGUAAAAGUACUCGUGCAUUGAGGUCUUCGCAUUCAGUAGAAAUAAAUGAGUAUGUAAGAAUAUGAGGAAAAUAAAAUGAUACAUUCAAGUUAUGUCAGUCU
Messenger RNA from Notothenia coriiceps (black rockcod), 1826 nucleotides. Its product is annotated as FERM domain-containing protein 6-like. The record is from RefSeq and is a predicted model, not a curated record. Gene Ontology annotation, cellular component: cytoskeleton; cytoplasmic side of apical plasma membrane. Gene Ontology annotation, biological process: positive regulation of hippo signaling. The coding region runs from base 232 to 1560 and encodes 442 amino acids. Lineage: Eukaryota; Metazoa; Chordata; Actinopteri; Perciformes; Nototheniidae. The transcript has 12 exons.